Molecule: messenger RNA, 1839 nt
Organism: Ophidiomyces ophidiicola
Lineage: Eukaryota; Fungi; Ascomycota; Eurotiomycetes; Onygenales; Onygenaceae
Gene: ILV3
Product: dihydroxy-acid dehydratase ilv3
Exons: 4
Coding region: 1-1839 (612 amino acids)
Biological process (GO): branched-chain amino acid biosynthetic process
Cellular component (GO): mitochondrion
Molecular function (GO): dihydroxy-acid dehydratase activity
Source: RefSeq, a predicted model, not a curated record
AUGCUCCGAUUCCAGCCUCGAGGGCAAUUGCCCACGAGCAAAUGGUUUAAUUCCAUAUCUUUCUUUUCUUCAGCAUCUGCGCCCCGACAAAACCCCCCUUCAAACAACCGUACAGGGGCAAAAACGCCAUUAAAUACCGUAUCAAGUCAUAUCACACAACCAAUAUCACAAGGAGCUUCCCAGGCCAUGUUAUAUGCCACUGGGCUUUCCACGGAAGAUCUUUCCAAAGCCCAAGUUGGUAUUUCCAGCGUCUGGUACAAUGGAAAUCCCUGCAAUAUGCACCUUCUAGAUCUAAGCAAUAUCGUACGGGAAGGUGUUCGAAAGGCAGGGCUGAUUGGCUAUCAAUUCAAUACCAUCGGUGUUAGCGACGGCAUAAGUAUGGGAACGAAGGGUAUGAGGUUUAGUUUGCAAAGCCGUGAUUUGAUUGCAGAUUCUAUAGAGACAGUUAUGGGUGGCCAGUGGUAUGAUGCCAACAUCAGUCUCCCCGGAUGUGACAAAAAUAUGCCGGGUGUCAUAAUGGCCAUGGGCCGGGUGAACCGCCCUAGUUUAAUGGUUUAUGGCGGCACAAUCCGUCCUGGUUGUGCGUCAACGCAAAACAAUGCAGAUAUCGACAUUGUCUCCGCAUUUCAAGCAUAUGGCCAAUUCCUGACUGGCGAGAUCACAGAAGAACAGCGUUUCGACAUCAUACGUCAUGCUUGCCCUGGCGGUGGUGCAUGUGGUGGGAUGUACACUGCAAACACCAUGGCUUCGGCUAUUGAAGUCAUGGGAAUGACUUUACCGGGAUCAUCCUCUAACCCUGCCGAAUCCAAGGCGAAAAAGGUUGAAUGUAUGGCAGCAGGUGAAGCUAUUAAAAGGCUUCUGGUCGAGGACAUUCGACCUUCAGAUAUCCUAACCAGGACGGCGUUUGAGAACGCCAUGAUCUUGGUCAACAUCACUGGCGGCUCAACGAACGCCGUCCUUCAUCUUAUUGCUAUUGCAGACUCUGUGGGUAUUAGGCUUACAAUUGACGAUUUCCAGGCCGUUAGUGAUCGCACCCCAUUCCUCGCAGACCUCAAACCGUCUGGAAAAUACGUUAUGGCCGAUUUACAUACUAUUGGUGGUACUCCAUCAUUGAUUAAAUUCCUUUUGAAGGAAGGGAUUCUAGACGGCUCAGGAAUGACUGUAACUGGCAAAACUUUAGCAAAAAAUGUAGAGAAUGUGCCAGAUUUCCCAUCCGACCAGAAAAUCAUUCGCCCACUGAAUAAUCCUAUAAAAAAGACCGGCCAUCUUCAAAUUCUUCGAGGUAGCCUUGCUCCGGAAGGAAGCGUUGGAAAGAUCACCGGUAAAGAAGGAACUAGCUUCACAGGUCAGGCACGGGUAUAUGACGAUGAAGACGACUUCAUUGCUUCUCUGGAGAAAAACGAAAUCAAAAAAGAUGAGAAAACGGUUGUCGUUAUUCGAUACACUGGACCCAAGGGUGGGCCAGGAAUGCCAGAAAUGCUUAAGCCUUCCUCCGCCUUAAUGGGAGCCGGGCUUGGUUCUUCUGUCGCCUUGAUUACGGAUGGUCGCUUUAGCGGCGGUUCUCACGGCUUUUUAAUAGGACACAUUGUUCCCGAGGCUGCAGUGGGAGGCCCAAUAGCGCUUGUCGAGGAUGGUGAUAUCAUUACAAUUGACGCGGAGCGGAGAAUCCUAAACCUUGAAGUAGCCGACGACGUUCUUGCACAAAGAAGGCAGAGAUGGCAAGAAAAACAGGACGCCGGCCUUGGCCGUGCAACAGGGUUGUCUAUGCGGGGAACUCUAGGUAAAUAUGCGAGAGCUGUAACUGAUGCUAGUCAUGGUUGUAUCACGGAUGCUAUAUGA